CACAACUUCGGCUCGAUUGCCAUUCCUGAGAACCUCAUUGUUCCGCGACCACAGUUUUUAUCUAGUGAGCUGAAGGGCAGCCGAUACUCUGUUGGCUCGGGACCUAUUCUCAUCAUGGACAAGCGCACGAUCAAAAUCUUUGGCUUUACAUUCGACGCCGACAAAGCCCCUGAUGGAUACUUCUUUGUCGGUCGUGGACCAAAUGUUGCACAUGACGCUGGAGUGAAAGUUCCAAUUCGCGGCCGCGACACACCAGAACUGUAA
This is a messenger RNA of Ostertagia ostertagi, 264 nucleotides long. NCBI's taxonomy places the organism in Eukaryota, Metazoa, Nematoda, Chromadorea, Rhabditida, Trichostrongylidae. The record is from the annotation of a GenBank genome assembly.